Paralichthys olivaceus (Japanese flounder) is the source of this 2388-nucleotide messenger RNA. RefSeq names its product transmembrane p24 trafficking protein 5 (gene tmed5). Gene Ontology annotation, biological process: endoplasmic reticulum to Golgi vesicle-mediated transport; Golgi organization; intracellular protein transport. The record is from RefSeq and is a predicted model, not a curated record. Lineage: Eukaryota; Metazoa; Chordata; Actinopteri; Pleuronectiformes; Paralichthyidae. Gene Ontology annotation, cellular component: endoplasmic reticulum-Golgi intermediate compartment; Golgi apparatus; COPII-coated ER to Golgi transport vesicle.
CUGAAGUAGUGAGAGAACAUUUCAACUAAGUUUGUGUGGUCGUGGUUAGCUGCUCUUCCUGUCAGAGACGCAGUGGCGGGGACAGACUAACACCGACCCGGCUCUCUUGGACUCGCAGGAUUUCACAAUGGAUGCACACCGGGGGUUUCUGUGUGUCUUGCCCGUGUUGGUGACUCUGUUCUCGGAGAGAUUUGUGGCGCUGGCUGCCUUCUCCCAGUCCCUGGACAGCGACUUCACGUUCACCCUGCCUCCCGGUCGGAAGGAGUGUUUCUACCAGACCAUGAGGAAAGAUGCCUCCCUGGAGAUUGAAUAUCAGGUAUUAGAUGGUGCAGGUCUCGAUGUAGAUUUCUAUAUCUCCUCUCCCUCUGGCCAAGUGCUGUUUAGUGACUACCGCAAAUCCGAUGGAGUACACACUGUUGAAACUGAGGACGGAGACUACAUGUUCUGCUUUGACAACACAUUCAGCUCCGUCUCUGAGAAGAUUAUCUUCUUUGAGUUGAUCCUGGACAAUAUGGAUGUAGAGAAAGAUCCAGAUGACUGGAAGGAGUAUGUUCAGGGAACAGACACACUGGACAUGAGGCUGGAGGACAUUAUGGACACCAUCAACAAUGUCAAGGCUCGACUUGGCAAAAGUGUACAUAUCCAGACCCUGCUGCGGGCGUUCGAGGCUCGUGACAGAAACAUCCAGGAGAACAACUUUGACAGGGUGAACCUUUGGUCAGUGAUAAAUCUCCUUGUCAUGAUGUUGGUGUCGGCAGUUCAGGUCUACCUUGUCCGCUCGCUCUUUGAAGAUAAAAGGAAAAUUCGUACAUAACACCACCACAAAUGGAGGGACAGAGAGAGAGAUAAACCAAUGCCCUCAGAUACCUUCAGGAUUUUUUUUGCAGCUGAUCUCCCGGCUUGUGACUCUUAACACAAGAUGAUAGCAGAAACACAACCAUGUCCAUGCAUGCAGACAUACUGAUAUUCCUAAUAAGAAAAUUUGACACAAUUGUUGAUUUGGUCUUCAAUCCACUGGAGUUUGAGGGGCAGCAGGAGCCUUGGAACUUGUAACCGUCAUCUCCUCGACUUUGUAACCUCAGUCUGUUUACUACAGGAAUAUCUUUCUGUCCCUCUCUUUUUAUUGUUGUUGUUUGUUAUUGUGUUAUAGUUUUCCUGUUCUGUUAAGUCCACAAAAAAAUUGCAUAAUCAUGAUGAGACUAUUUUACUAAAGGAGACUAAAAUGAAAAAGAGCCCAUGGCUAAUUGCAAAAAUAUCAUAUAUCAGAUUUUUUUUAUUUGGAUGUGAUUUAAAUUAUAUGAAGAGGGCAUGGAUUUUGAAGAAUUAGAAUUUGAACAGGGGUGGGAAGUGCAACCAGUGUGCCAAAAUGUCUUCCCAUACAUUAGCUUCUCUUUAAAGUGUACCUGUAUGUCACUGAGAUGCCUUAGAGGUUUGUAUGUAGCUGCCUAUUGUCAGUCUGUGAGGCCUUUGAAUAUAUCUCCCAUCGUCACAAACAUUUAUGUUGUUAACAGAAGAUAAUUCACACAUUCAUCUUUUAUGACUAACUGAAACGCCAGGUAUUCAGGUUGGGACACUUUGCUAUUGCUGCUCUCUGGCGUCCAAGAGACAAGGGAGUAAGAGAAACAGAACUGAGCCCAAAUCUCUGCCCUAUCCUCGGACUUCUCUCCUCUGCAGAGACUUGUAGCCUUGUGGCCUAAAUGGCUGCUAGCUCUGCGACCCUUUGCUGUGACAUGGCAGGUAUCUGAUUACUGCCACCUACUGUGUGAAGAUGUUCAGUCUGCCUUUUCUCUAUUUCUGUCUUAGCGACACCUGCAAGGUCAUUACCACUGCUACAUGGGUGCACUGUUCAGUUUAAUAUACACAAACCAUUCACUGGCUUCAUCAGCACUCAUUUUAAAUGCUACUACUCACAUUUUAUUAGCCAACAUUACAAUCUUAUCUCUGACCAUUGCACUGCCACUGAUGCUACAGAACAACAUAUUUCUUUUUUGUUUUCAAAUAUUUAGAAUCCAAUUUAACAUUAUAGGUCCUGGAGUAUUAUUGAAUUAUCGGGGCCCACCAGAAACAAGUCUCUAACUUGUGCUGAUGUGUCGGUGGAGGAGCACUUUUAAAGCCGUUUUUCUCUCAUUGGUUGUUUGUAUACUAUUCGGCUCCUCUGGCAACUUGUGAUUGUGUUUGCCAAGAGUAUUUCUGUCAUUUGUAUUUACUGAUCUUCACUGUUGAAACCUGGUUGGAAGCUCCAUGUUGCCAUCAUUUCUAUUUUCCCUUUGCAGUUGGACAAAGAUCAUACUGAGUUCAUACUUUAAAAGCCUUAUGGUGAAAGUGCUGUAAACCUACACUUAUUUUAGUUUUAAAAUGCUUUUGCCAUAGAGUAUGUAAAAAAAAAAA